This is a messenger RNA of Hippocampus comes (tiger tail seahorse), 13419 nucleotides long. It is a transcript of the gene bsnb, whose product is annotated as bassoon (presynaptic cytomatrix protein) b. Gene Ontology annotation, cellular component: axon; cytoskeleton of presynaptic active zone; GABA-ergic synapse. Gene Ontology annotation, biological process: presynaptic active zone assembly; protein localization to synapse. Lineage: Eukaryota; Metazoa; Chordata; Actinopteri; Syngnathiformes; Syngnathidae. Bases 1155 to 12677 code for a protein of 3840 amino acids. The transcript is spliced from 14 exons. Gene Ontology annotation, molecular function: structural constituent of presynaptic active zone; metal ion binding. The record is from RefSeq and is a predicted model, not a curated record.
UCUUUUGUGCUUAUCCUCAGGCGGGUCACAAGUGAGCUUGACAUUAUUGGUAUUGCUCUUAUUAAACAUUUUGCAUUUUUAAAUGUUAUUAUUUUCUUUUACAAUCACUCCUUUGGAUUUUUAUACAUUUUUAGAAAUGCAUGACAGAUCAAAUGUUCUUGUGGGCUCUGUGGUCCACGCACGAUACAUUUCCAAUCCCUGAUAAUCAUUUUAGCUCCUUUGUUUUUAUUUUCUAAUACUGUACAUGUAUGAAUUAUAAUAAUUUUAUGUGUGUGUUGAAAGUCCAGUUUUUACAUUGUGUUACAUUGCUUAAUACUGCUCCAGUUGCUCAGUGCUUCCCCUUCCAGAUUUCACCCCAGUGAACUUGAGUACUAACAGAAUAAUCUUUCAUAAUGGCUCUCAGACUGAUGCAAAGUUAAAGUUGUGUAUUUUCAGUAGAACAGAUGUGUGUGUGCUAACCAGAGUUAUACUCUACUGUUACAUCACUUGCUUGUGAUAACAAUCAGCAUAAAAAAUAGACCAAGCAGAGAUGGAUGGAUUGUCACGGUAAGAUUUUUUUGUUUGUUUUUCUAACACAUCAUGUUCAUCUACUUAAUGUUUCUUAGGUGUCUUCCCUUUUCAUAAUGUUGACACAAAUUGCAGACAUUGUUUUUUUUUAUGAAACCCCUUCAAAAAUACGUCAGUAGAACAAACAAGAUUCCUUGGCUUCUACUGUGAAAACCAAUUAACCGUCGAGUCGAUUAUAUUUACAGUGCGUUGUUUCAAAGUCAUAUGAGAAACCAUUUGUGGCCCGUGAAAUAGUUCUACAUCCUUGAUUUGAAACAUUUGCACGAAAGAACAAAUAGUGCGUAAAUGUCUGACUCGCCGAUGUCUCUGUGGACUCCGGUCACGUGCCACCAAGAGCUCAAGAGCUAUUUGCGUGUGGCCUAAAAUAAGAGUCUCGUGAACGCGCACGUACGAGGCACUCACGUUCCCACCCAUUGCGUCAGCGCGCCCCCGCGCUCUGUCCGCCUGCGCUCGUGCUCCGUGCGGGAUGCUGAAUUGUAGGCGAUGAUGGCGGAAGGGGAGCACCGCUGACUUUUAUACGAGUUCUUCCCGCAGCCGAAGAACCGUCUACGACAUCGUAUCUCCCCCUCCGAACCUUUCCCGAGACAAUGGGGAACGAAGCGAGCAUGGAAGGGGAGGGACAGGCGGGACAAGGCGACCCAUGCGCCGUUCCUGCUGCGGGUGCUCCGGUUUCCAUUUCAGCACCAGCGGACUCUGGACAGCUCAUCAAGCCGAGCAAUGGAGCGCCUGCCGGAGGAAGUGGCACUGGUCCCGGCCCGGGGAUUAACAGGCCACCUGCAUCAGACCAGGGACCUAAAUCAGGAGUCCACAGCAGUCAAGGGACAGGGGACAGGCUGGCCUCCCAUGACACCCCACAGUCUGCCCCAUCCUACGGGGAGCAGGGCCACGGUCACGUGUCCAGGAAGAACCUGCAUGUGGACGUGGGUGGCAGCCGGACUGGGAGGUCCCCUUCGGUGUCCCCGGACCGAGCCAGCUUCCCUACCUCUCCUUAUUCUGUGCCUCAAAUAGCGCCCAUGCCCAGCAGCAAGCUGUGCCCCGUCUGUAAAACGGCCGACCUGACUGGCACUGCUGAUGACAGGCCAAGCUUCAACACUUGCACACUGUGCCGCUCCAUGGUGUGCAACCAGUGUGGCUUCAACCCCAACCCUCACCUUACUGAGGUGCAGGAGUGGCUAUGCCUGAACUGUCAGAUGCAGAGAGCGUUGGGGAUGGAUAUGACCACACCACGAUCCAAGAGUCAACAACAGAUAAACUCUCCUUCCCACGCUGCCAAACCAGAACCCAAAUCUGACGCUUCUUCUCAGCCUGCCCCUCAGAUGCAGACAACUCCUCAGACUCGGCCAGCACAGACGCAUCCCGCUUCAGGCCCUUCGAAACAGACUGGUCCAGCUGGCCCAGGUCAGCCACCGACAAAGUUGCCUCCGGGGGCAGUGCCUCUCCCUGGCAUGGCCAAAGCACCGUCCCAGCCCGAUUUGUCCCGAAACUCGCCUGCCCACCAACCCCACCACCCCCGCCAGGACCAGACGCGCAGCGCAGGCAGCUCUCCUUCACGACAGCCUCCACCUCCUGAGCAGACCUUUGGGAAAUUGUUUGGCUUUGGUGCUUCUCUACUUAACCAAGCCAGUACACUGAUAUCUGAGACCACUCAGCCCCAACAACCACCCCCAAAACAGGCCCCUAAACCAGGGGGACCCCACGGUCCAGGACCUGGGACACCUAAACACUCAGGACCUCCAUCUGCACAACAAGGGUCUCGACCUCCUCCUCAGCAGCAAUCUGCGUCUUCAGAUUACUCCAAACCCAAAGCUUGUUGUCCUCUUUGCAAGACGGCCCUUAACCUCGGCAACGCAAGUGAACAACCCAACUAUAACACCUGUACCCAGUGCCACUCCAAAGUGUGCAACAAGUGCGGAUUCAACCCCACUCCACACCUAGUCGAGAAAAAAGAAUGGCUCUGUUUGAACUGCCAGACACAGAGGGCUCUGUCAGGAAGUUUGGGAGAUAUUCCGGGCCCUGCCACACAUUCUGUGGGGUCCACCAUGCCACCUGCAGCAUCUAAUCAGCAACCACCUCAGCAGAAAGAGGCUGAUCAGCAGUCAGGGCCAAGACCCCCAGGUCCUCAGCAGCAACAGAAACCACCGGGUCCCCAAGUAAGUGGCCCUGCUUCUCCUAUGAAACAGGCUGAGCAUUCCUCUCAAACCAAGGGGAUACGUCAAGCUUCCCCUCCAAUCAAGGGUUCCACCCACUCUGUUCCUUCAGCCACGGGUUCCUCUCAAUCACUUUCCCAAUCCAAGCGCUCAACACAACCCCAAGUCCAGAGUAAAGGACAAUCUCCAAAUAAAGGCCCUGCUCAAAGUAAGGGUCCCGCUCAGUCUAGUAACCAAACAAAAGGUCAGAGCCAGGCUAAAGGGCAGACUCUGACAAAGGGAUCUGUGCAGCCCACUGCUCAGGUUAAGGGUUCUUUGUCUAGUGCCAAGGUUGCAUCCCCCCCUAAAGCAGCACCCAAUUAUUCCAAGACCUCUCCCACCUCAUCAAAAACAGCACCCACCCAGUCUAAACCCACAGGUACAUCUCAGGUACGCAAACAGAUACCGAGCCAGGAGAAGACAAAAGUCCCACCUAAAUCUCUCAAGGAGGAUGUCAAGGCCUCGCCAAAGAAAGCCUUGUCAGUGACUGUCACUUCACCAAAAGACUCGAAGAUAGCAGAAGAUGUGCAGAAGCCAAGACACCGAGAAGAUCACAUCAAAUCAAGUACACAGAGUUUAAGUGACACCGGAUAUUCCUCAGAUGGAAUCUCUAGCUAUCAAGGAGAGAUUAUUGGUCAGAUUCAUGAAGACGCGAUCAAGCUCAAUGAGAGGGGUGUGCCCGUUUCCUCUGAAAUCACUAAGUUAGAGACAUCGAUGAAACCUCUAUUGGAGUCAAAAACUGCAUCAGACCAGAAGCAUAGGCCUCAUUCGCUGUCUGUUGGACAGGGACAAGGCAUUAGUCCGGAUGACGAUGCAACAAGAGAUGAAUCAGAUGAUGAGCUCAGCUGUAAGCUUCGUCAUGAUUAUGUAGAAGACAGCAGUGAAAGUGGUCUUUCGCCAUUACCAGUGAGACAAAAGAAGUCACACAAAGAUUUAACAGAUGAAGAGUUUAUGAGGAGACAAAUUAUGGAGAUGAGUGCCGAUGAAGAUGAGUUGGAGGAAUAUGGAGACCAGAAGGCUAAAAAAGGUCAUAAAACUAGUGGGGAUUUGAACAAAGAGAGACGGCGACUCCCUCACCAUUCCAGUAGUUUUGAAGAUGCGGCCAAAGACUCAGCAGGCGUGUAUAAGGCAGAAGAAGAGGAAGAUGUUGUAAUGGCUGGGGGUCUUCGCCGUUUUAAGACAAUUGAGUUAAAUAACACCAACAGUUAUAACAGAGACAUGGAAAUCAGUGCUGAGCAUGACCUACGAGAACCAGAACUAGAGAUGGAGAGUCUUACUGGUUCUCCAGAAGAGAGAUCCAAAGGAGAAUAUUCGUCCACUAUGCCUGCUACCACUCCUAGCUACACUUCAGGGACAUCACCGACAUCAGUGUCAUCCAUGGAAGAUGACAGUGACAGCAGCCCUAGUCGAAGAGCAAGACUAGAGGAAGCAAAGCAGCAGAGGAAGGCUCGACAUCGCUCACAUGGGCCAUUGCUGCCCACAAUAGAGGACUCCUCUGAGGAGGAUGAGCUCAGAGAGGAAGAAGAGCUGCUAAGAGAACAGGAACAAAUGAGAGAUCUUGAGCAACAGAGGAUUCGAAGUACUGCUCGAAAAACAAAGAGGGAUAAGGAGGAACUACGAGCCCAGAGACGCCGGGAAAGAUCCAAAACUCCCCCGAGUAAUCUCUCUCCCAUUGAGGAUGCAUCACCAACUGAGGAGCUGAGACAGGCUGCAGAGAUGGAAGAGCUGCACAGGUCAUCAUGCUCCGAAUACUCACCCUCAAUGGACUCUGAAGCAGAAGGCUUUGAGAUAAUAGGUGGCAAGCUCUACAAAUCCGGGAAUGAAUAUAACCUUCCCACUUUUACAUCACUAUACUCUCCAAAAGAGAAGGCACCAUCUAUGUCUUCUGCUGAUAAAACACUAAAAAGUGCAGAGGAAGUCUAUGAGGAGAUGAUGAAGAAAGCCCAGCUCCUUCAGAAACAAGGAAAAAAUGUUAUGCAGCAGAAACAUUCGCUUAGUGACAAUACAAACCUUCAAACAGGUUCUGCCUUAACCCCUGGCUCAAGCCAAACCCAUAUUUCUGCACCUAUGUCCUUCUCCACAACUGGAAAUGACCCACGAAUUGCACAACAUCUUUCAAAAGAAACUCAAAACAGGAUGGUGUCACAGAGUGCCAAAAUUGAAGGUGUUGUUGGAGGGGUUACCACAAGCAAAAUGCAAGUUAGUCACCCUGCUACAACUCGAAAUGCAACUGGUGCGGGCUCCCAACGGCCAGCACAGGCAUCACCUGACUCUACAACAUCCUCUUUAACCUACAAAGUUUUCUCCCUUUUCAAAGGGCCUAGCCCACAAGCCUCACCCACCACCUCUCCUGUACAAAGCCCAACACAUGUACCCACCGUGCGUCCCACGGGAAGUGGUGGCAGGCAGUUGCCAACACUGCCUGGCGGGCCAUCAUCAACUGUAGCUUCCCUUGGAACUCAAAGGUCUAGUUCACCACGCCUCGUACGACAACAGUCCUCUCAAGAUUCACCAGUAAUGGUCAUAACACUUGGAUCUACAGCUCCUAAUCCUGCCAAACCGGUAACUGUAAACUCAUCCACUUCACCUUUGUCAUCACCAACACAGGUUUGCUAUAAAACCCUUUAUAGCUCCCAGCAUCCAUCAGCAAGUUCUCCAACUUCACCACAAACAAAUUCGUUCCAGCAGGCCCCAAAACAUUCUUCACAAAGGGCUCAAAAUGUUGAAAAAACAAACGUUGCUAGUAGCGUACAGAGUCAUGGAUCACUUUCCAUGGAGAAUAUAUCUCUAUGUAAAAUCUCAAAUAUUUCAGGCACUUCAGUGGUUAUGGUUCAAAGUCAAACCCAUCCAGCUAAUAUUGUGGAUCUUAGAGCCCCAAUGAGAUCUGCCCCAAUUAUAAUGACAGAACAAGGAAUGGAUCUAACAUCCUUAGCUACUGACUCAAGAAAGUACUCUUUGGGAGCCGAACAGCCAUCUGUUCGGCACACGGCAGUGCAACCACUUAUCAUAAACCUGAAUGCACAAGAGCAACCACAUGUAUCGGUAUCAACACCAACAACAGUAAGUGUGACGGUUGCAGGUUCAAUGUUCAUCUCGCAACCUAAACAACCAGUUAUCUAUGGAGAUCCUUUGCAUAACCGUGUAGAUUUGGGGCAGGGAGUGGGAUCAGCCGUGUGUUUAUCCCAGAGUAAGUCACCGGUUUCAGAUCCAUCUAUUCCCAAAAUUGAUGCCUGCCUUGAAAACUUAGGUAUACAACAGCAACAGCUGCAAUUACAACAACAAAAGCUCCUGCAGCAGCAGCAACUUCUUGAACAACAGCUCCAGCAACAUCAACAGCAUUCUUCUUUUGCUCGUUACAAUUUAGCUAAUCAAAUCCCUCCACUUGUGGUGAAGAAAGAUCUCGUAGUUAGCCAGACAACCAGUUCCCAGCCUAUAGUUACUGCUAGAGUAGCUCCACUGGCUUCCCAACCUGUUUGUAAUGCCCCGCAUGAAAUCUACGGUGGAGUCGCACUAGAGCUACAGAAUAAGCCGACAGUAAUGAACCUGUCCACAGGAAAGCCCCAUGUGAUGAUGGUUCAGCUUGAUGAGAGUAAAACAUCACAGGCAGGAGCAGUGACUCAGUUACUCAAGAAAGAUGAUCCUCCUCCCGUGCCUCAAGUCUUGGACUUGACUGGGCAGAUCAAACCAGAAAACCAAGUUGCUUGUUGCGACGUUGUAUAUAAUUUGCCAUUUGCUGGUUCCUGUGCAGGGUCAUUCACUCAGAAGCCAACAACAGUAUCACCAGAUAAAAAAUCUUCCACUGAGACCACAAAAGCACCACCCCCUGCCUCUCCUCUGCAUUACAAUAUCAGUCAACAGCAACAGUCUCAUGCUACACAGGGUGUACUAGAGGAACCUAAACCAUAUCAAACACCAAUAGUUCCAUCAGGAAGAAUACAACCCUCCAUGUCUGAUACUAAUCUGCCUGCCAUGACUGAUGCUGGUCACUACCAGAGGAAUAUGAAGGGGAGUGUAGCAGUAGAUCUUAGCAACACAAACCAGACUUAUGAGAGUGGAUACCUCGGCAUCGGAGCUCAGUAUGGCUCAUACACAGACUUACGUCACCAAGGAGACAUUGCAGGCCCCACGUUACCCAUUCGGCGUUAUGGCUCAAUGUCAAAUAUCAAUUCUGACUAUUGCUGUGGGUCAAAGGAGUUAACAGGACCACAGGACUCCAGUCUAGCUCAACUCAGUGCAACCACUGCAAGGGAAAUUAGUCAGAUGUGUGCUGCUCUUAACACAGUAGAUCAGUUUGCAACACGGUAUGGAAAUAAUCCUGAACUAAUGCCUUAUGGGAUUGGAAGAGGUGCACAUUUAGGUAGGCUAAAUCUCCAUCAAAGUUUAGCAUCAAUAAGAGCAAGUCUGAUGUAUGGCCCAGAUGGAAGAGCCUUGUCAAAUGGUCAAACCCUAACAAACCUAAUAAAUGCAAGACAAGCAAGUAUACGCGCCUUGUAUCCUGCUGCUUUAAGAGGAGGUGAUGGCAUGAUAUAUUCUACCAUCAACACUCCAAUAGCCUCUACCUUGCCAAUUACUACCCAGCCAGGCCCUGUUCUGCACCCAAUGCCGAGAGGCAUUUACAGGCCAUACCCCGUAGGUGUAACUGCUGUACCAUUAGCUAGUCUUACCAGGUUGCCUCAAAUGAGUCCCAGAACUCCAUUGGCCACACAAGGAACAUAUUCAUAUCCUCCUUCAAACCAGUACGCUGCUCCAGCUACAACCUCUGCCAGUAUACCUACUCUAAGCAGCUCACAACAUGAAACUCCCGUGUACCUUGGAAAGCCUUCAACUGCAGCUCCAAUCAUCCCACCCACCCUCGCCAGCACAACAAAAAAUACAUUAGGAGCUGGUAUGCAGACCACUACAUUUCAACAGGGGGAUCAGACUCAACAACCAUCACAAAUGAUGUCAAUCUCUCAAGGUCAAGGACAGCCUCCAACUGUCAAGCCAGUACAAGCCCAGAUGCAGCCACAGCAACUACCUGCUCAAACUGAACCUUUAUCCUUAACCCAAACCCAUCCUCAAGCUCAAUCCAUCAGUCAACCCCAACCCCCUGUUUUGACACAUGGUAACAUCACACCCAGUGUCACUGCUCCAACUUCAAAAAUAUCUCCUAUUGAUGUUCAGAAAGCUAAGGAAGAUGAGAGGCUUAGUCAACAACAAGAGCACAUGCUGCAGCUAGAGCGAGAGCGUGUUGAAUUGGAAAAACUGAGGCAGUUACGCCUUCACGAGGAGCUUGAGCGAGAUCGGAUGGAGCUUCAGCGUCACAGAGAAAAAGAACAGCUAAUUGUACAGCGUGAAAUUCAAGAAUUGCAUACCAUCAAGCAGCAGGUUCUACAACAACAACAAGCAGAGCGUGAGACUCAGCUUAUCAUGCAAAGAGAGCAACUGGCUCAGCAGAGAAUGCAGCUUGAACAAAUCCAGUCACUGCAGCAGCAACUCCAACUGCAGCUGGAGGAGCAGAAAAGGCAAAAGACGGCAGCAGUGGAGGCAGCAGCAUCUGCCCAGGGGCCCAUACAAGGGGUGGUGGUCGGAGGAGCGCCUCCUCAAGGCUUCCUGAUUUGUGAUCAGAGUGGAAGGGUUAUUCAACAAGAUGGGCAAGCUGUUCAGUUCUGGCAAGAUGGACAAGUGGUUCAAGCUGUGGUAGCUGCUAGGCCUAUUCAUAGCUCUGUGUCUGAAAUGUCUUUGAGAAUCAAUGACAAACAGACUGACUCCAAGAUUAUGAAGAAGCAAAAUUCUAUGCCCCGUCUUAGAGAUAGCACAGAGGAUGAUUCUGUGAAGAAGAUAGCAGACAGCUGCAUGCAAACAGAUGAUGAAGACGGAGAGGACCGAUUCACAAAUCGACGCAGACGAACAAGGCGGAUUGCAGACUGCAGUGUGCAGACUGAUGAAGAGGACCAAGCAGAUUGGGACCAGCAGCCAGUAAGGCGCCGACGCUCACGUAUAUCAAAGCACUCAGAAUCCGGUAGUGAGACUAAAUCAGAUGGGUCACCUAGAGCAGUGUCUACCAGCAUAGCUAUUCAAACCUCAAACGACUCCUCAUGUCAGACGGAAUCUGACCAACUAGGUAGGGUUUCGCCAGCUAUUCAUAUCACCAUGGCAGAAACCUCAAAGGUCGACCUGUUACAUUACAUAGCAGCCCCUGAAAGGACCCACAAGGGAGAAAGUCUGGCUUGUCAGACUGAACCAGAGUCACAGUCUCAAGGUGUCGUUGCUCCUCAACUCAGUGUCCCGACAACAAUUAGCCCAUACUCUACAAGUAUGCACAUAGUUGGUUCAAAUACAUCUGAUCCAAACUCCCAGAGACUUCAAGGAGUUGCCAAGUUUGAGAGACGAAAACCCGACCCUCUGGAAAUUGGUUAUCAGCAGCAACCAAAUGAAUCUCCUCGCCAGCCCCCCAAAUCCCCUCAGGUUUUGUACUCCCCAGUUUCUCCUCUGUCUCCUCAUCGUAUGUUGGAGACAACAUUUGCCUCACAAGAAAAGCUUAAUAAAGCCCAUGUAACACCCCAGCAAAAGGCUUUCACUGCAGAAUCGCCGCAACGCCACCAGUCUCUACCAAGACCCAUCAAAAGUGUGCAGCGCUCCAUGUCUGAUCCAAAGCCUAUCAGCCCCACAUCAGAGGAUCCCACCAAGAACAGAUUCUGUCCAUAUUAUCAGCAAGCUGUGUCCAACAGUCAGCAGAUGGCCUCCCUGCAGCAGCAGCAGCAGAAUGCUGUGAUGAGAAAGGUAAAGAGGACUCUUCCCAGCCCCCCUCCAGAAGAGACUCCACUUCCCAUAGUUACACCAGCACAAAUGUACAGUUCUCCUGGCAUGCCUCAGAGGGUUUUGCCUCGACCUGCACAAGGAGUCACAAAGGCAGGCUUGCUGAGUGAACUGAAGGCCGUGGAACAAGAGUCAUCAAAGCUCAGGAAGCAGCAAGCUGAACUGGAGGAAGAAGAGAAAGAGAUUGAUGCCAAAUUACGUUACUUGGAAUUAGGCAUUACUCAACGUAAGGAGACCAUGGUGAAGGAGCGCGAGAGGAGAGAGUUGGCUUACUUGCGUUGUAUGGGUGAUGCUCGAGACUACAUGUCAGACAGCGAGCUCAAUAAUCUCAGGAUGGGAACAGCAACAGCAACCUUUGAUGCUAAUGGUUUGCUGACAAGGCCCAGCACUGCACCGCUGAGUCCAUUUACUAAUGAUAUCAAUGCAACAUCCCAGUAUUCCUCAACCUCCGCCUAUAUGUCUUAUCCUUACCCGCAAAAUCAACCAUCAACACAACAGCCAGGCUCCACUUACCAUCAGAUUGGUUUCCAACCUCCCCAGUACCCUUCAUCCACUGCUCCCCAGCCAGGGACAUUCCAACCCCACCCCACUCCAGGCCCUGGCUACCAGAACCAGGCAACCUAUUCCUCCCGUAUGUAUGGCCAACCCUCUUACCAAACAGACCUUGGCAUGCAUCAGCAUGGGCACCAGGCAUUCCAUUCACCAAGCCAGUCUAUGCCAGGCCAAAGCCUUCCUUAUCCCAGUCACAGCUCUUACCAACCUGGACUGUCAUACCCGACCCAGGCAGAUAUUCUCACAGUACACCAAAGACCAAGGCAAACGUCUUUGGCUGACCUUGAGCAGAAACUUCCCACCAACUAUGAGGUCAUCAGCAACCCAGCAGUGUCGGUGGCCACAUCAGCUCCAGAUACGACAUAUGGCUCCGCCUACAGCAAUGCGUAUGGACAAUAUCGCCCCUCUGAGCCUGGCCUUACACACUCUGGUGACAGCCCCACAUCUGCUUAUGUUUCAGAUGAACAUUACACCUCUAACUUAGAGCAGAACAUUCCAAGGAAUUAUGUCAUGAUUGAUGACAUCAGCGAAUUGACAAAAGACAACACCAGUCAACCCACUGAUGCCCUAGGUCAUCCGGUAGGAGGGCGAUAUCGCAGCGAGAAUGGCCCUGGACGUGGCAGCACCUAUGGUAGACCUGAAGAUGAGCCAGUGGAUGCAUAUGGAAGACCCACUGGCACAAUGGGUUACCAGAGCACAGCGGACAGUCGUACUAGCACCACAGUUACUGGUGGAUCUUAUUAUUACGAUGACUACAAACACACACCACGAAGCAACUCCAGUAGUCACAAAGUCUCCCCUAAAAAUCUUGCCCCUGCCGUAGUCUCUUCUAAACGUAGUAAGCACCGAAAACAGGGAAUGGAACAGAAAAUCUCAAAAUUUUCUCCUAUUGAGGAAGCUCGAGAUGUGGAGGCAGACCUGGCAUCAUAUACUAUGACAACCUCGACAGGAGGCAGUUGUACUGUGGUGUCCAGGUCCAAAAAGCAGGAUGAAAUGGCAUACGGAAUGAAGAGGAAUGCUUUUGACCAGCAGAAAUAUUAUGGCACCAGUCGCGAGGGUCUUGAGGAAGAAGAUCGCAUGUACGGCUCUGGUAGGUCCAGGUCUACCGGGUAUGGCAUGGAUAAGAUAUCAUCCCGAGAUGCCUCAGGUCACAGAAGUAAAUCCUAUGAGAGGGAUGCCAUGGAACGUUCUCAGAGAAGCGGCCGCAGUGGAAGGCCACCCAUACGCAAUCAAAAUUCUGAGGAAGAAAGUCCAAUCAGUCCUGUUGGUAAACCUGUAGGCAUUGGACGGAGCUCUGCUGCGUCCAAUGCCCAUGACGUGAGGAACCAGUAUGGGUCAAGUCAUUCGCUUCCAGAUGUGCAGGACCACCACAAGAAGGACCUUCCGAGGAGUCAUGUGUAUAAGCCAGAUGACCCUUACCUUGUAGAUGACAUGCACUGUGCUGUCUCUGACAGUGAAGCCUAUCAUUUGGGCCAAGAGGAGACUGAUUGGUUUGAAAAGCCACGGGAGGCCCGUUCAGAACGUUCAAGACAUCACAGAGGUGGAAGUCAGUCAUCUGCAGGUAGGCGCACAAAGCACACCUACCAUGACUAUGAUGAGCCACCAGAGGAAUACGGUCCUCAGGAUGACAGCCAUCAACGCCAUUCCUCCUCGGCAUCAUCACGAGACCAGCGAUAUCAUGGCAACAGCUCUGGGAGGCACAACUCUUCUCGACACACCUCUGAAGAUCCCCGGUCCUCCCGUCCUACUAGGACACACCCCAAAGACACCUCAGGACGAUCUGAUGGCAGGAGCGCUUCUUCUGCCCAGAGGCGGGGUGGCCCAGACUCCCGUUCUGCCCACGGAAGUCCCCGCAACUCAGGAGACUUCUCCCGUGACUCGGCUGCCGGUUAUCACCACGGCACUGGGGGACGGAGCCAGAGACAACCAGGAGAGCGCACUAGAAGGCAAGAUCCUUCUGCUGCAGGUUCUAAGAUGCAGCAGCAAGGCCAUGCUGGGCAACAGCGUUCAAGUGGUCAAAGCCAGUCAGGGAGACAUGCAGGCUCAGAAGCUCUUGAUAGUACUCAGCAAGCCCAGCAGCAGCAGCAGCAGCAGCUAAGUGCACAACAACAACAACAGCAGCAGCCGCUGCAGCACAGUCAACCCCCUCCGAGCAGCCAGCCAACAACUAGUGCAGCAACUGGACCACCGCAGCAGCAGCCGCCCAAACCAAGCCAGACACAGGGACGCCCAUCAGGAGGAGGCUCUGCAGCAGGGCAGCCACCAACUACAUCGGGAAAAAUGGAUGCCACACCGUCAGCAACUUCCAUAGGAAUGAAGUCUACGAUGGCGGUCCCAACCAUUCCUCAGACAACCAAAACAACACCACCCCCUCUAACAGGCAUUGGCUCGAAAGCCGCCCCUGUUGGGAUCGGCAGUAAAGCUGGUGGUAUUGGCAGUGCUGCAGCUGGACAGGCACCUGCUGAGGGCGAAAACGUUCUGACCAAAAUUCUGCAAGGAGGUGCAGCGGAGCAGGCGGGAAAGCUGGGAGACGCUUUGUCUGGCCUUGGGAAGAAAUUCACUUCAUUCUUUUGAAUUGAUGAGGCGAGGGGUCUGCAUAGUCACAACAAUACAAAAUGAGAGGCUUUGUACCAGAAAAACUUAUGAAACAACAUCUAUUACAUUUUACCAUCACGGAGGACAUUGAGCGAGAGAGUGGGAUGCUACAAUCAUCUAGUUAGAAUCAAAAGGAGAGCCUUGUCAGCACUGAAUUCCCCAGACAUGCAAGUGAUUGAAGUGCUGCCGAGUGGGGAGGGGGGACCUGAAAAUCAAGUGGAUGCCUUAAAAGGAAGGAGGACAGUAAUGAGCAUGAGGCAGAGGAGAGAUGGGAAAGGAGGACUCGUAUUCUGCUUCUUCUUCUCCUCGAUAGAAAGCCUUGGUGGAUGGAAAAAAAAAAAGUUCAAGGCCCACUGAUGGAGGAAAGCCUCAGUGCGCCCUCUACUGGAUACUCUUCAUGUCUGAGGAUUACACGUCCGGCAAGGAUAUUUGAUUCCACAUCGAUGCUGAUUCUUCAAGCACAUCAUAGGUUUUUCUGGUACCAAAGAAUCAUAUCGCUCACAGACGACUCCACUAACAAACCCGAGUGCUCGGUUUAUCCGAUCUCUACAUUCCAGUAUGGGAACGUAACCCGGUCUUUGAAUGUGUUCUUACUUCUCCCGAUUUUUUUUUUCAGUGUCUCUAUACAGAAUGCAUUGCGUAAAUGUAUACAUGCACGCACAAAUAUAUGAAGAAAAAAAAAAAAAGAAAAACAAAUCCAUAUCUGUAGUUUUCCAACAGC